ACUAGUAAUUUUACAUAAUCCUCGCAGACUCGAAGUCACGAUUAUGGCGACGGAACUUGAAGAACUAGUGGGCUUCCUCUCUUCUCCUUCCCCACAGGUGAAAAAAGCAGCUGUUGAUAUAGUUCGAGAUUUAACUGGUUCAGAAGAUGGUUUGCUAUCCCUUGCCAACUACUCGGAAAUUGUGAUUCCGUCACUGUCUCACCUUUUAGGUGAAAAAAAGGAAGUUUCAGAACCCGCAGCUGAAGCUCUUAUAAAUCUUUCACAAAAUCUAGACCUAUCUGCAAAGAUGGUUGCAAUAGGGAUGAUUAAAACAGCCAUGGAGACGUUAUACAAACAAGAUUCUGGCAUUGCUAGGUUGCUUGUUAUGCUCCUUGUUAAUCUCACACAGUUGGAUGAGGGUAUUGUUUGCCUGCUUCAGAACGAAGACAAGAAUUUACAAGGACUGUAUUUGAUGAAGCUCGUUAGGUCAUUCUGUACAUCCUCAAGUGAAAAAAGAGAGGAUCCUUUUGAACAUGUUGGAUCGAUACUCGUAAACAUCUCAAAAAUGGAAGCGGGGAGAAAAUUGCUAUUGGACCCAAAGAGAGGUCUUCUGAAACAAAUAAUUCGACAGUUUGAUUCCACAAGUCCGCUGCGAAAGAAGGGGGUUUGUGGAACCAUUCGUAAUUGCUGUUUUGAAGCUGAGAACCAGCUACAAAAUUUACUUUUGACGUCCGAAUUUCUUUGGCCAGCUCUACUUCUGCCUGUUGCUGGCAAGAAGGUUUAUAGCAAACAGGACACAUCCAAAAUGCCACUAGAGCUUGGGAGUGCACUUUCAAUUGAACGAGAACCAGUUGACGAUCCAGAAAUCCAUAUCCAAGCACUGGAAGCUAUUUACCUGAUAUCAUUGCAGGAGGCAGGUAGGAGAGCUCUGUGGUCCGUUAAUGGCCCACGGAUACUGCAAGUUGGAUAUGAAGAUGAAGAGGACCCAAAAGUAAUGGAAGCAUAUGAGCGGAUUGGAUCCUUGCUGGUUCAAGACAGUGGGGUAGAGGAAACAUCUGCUCAAAUUUCAAAGUAGUAAUGUCUGGGUGCAUUGAAUUGAAUCUACAAAUGGUGAAUACCAAGGUAUCAAAAACCGAUUAAUUAGAACCUCAAGGUACAGCAUUUGUUUCAGUCCGGAUGGAGGUGUAUGGGCUUCAUAAACCCAAACAAACUACUGUUUUUUUUAGUAUAAAUUUUAUCUGUCCUAUCUCUGUGUGAUUUAUAGUUAAGAAAAAAUUAUUUUUG
Telopea speciosissima is the source of this 1263-nucleotide messenger RNA. RefSeq names its product protein HGH1 homolog. The coding region runs from base 44 to 1054 and encodes 336 amino acids. The record is from RefSeq and is a predicted model, not a curated record. NCBI's taxonomy places the organism in Eukaryota, Viridiplantae, Streptophyta, Magnoliopsida, Proteales, Proteaceae. The transcript has 9 exons.